Molecule: messenger RNA, 891 nt
Organism: Styela clava
Lineage: Eukaryota; Metazoa; Chordata; Ascidiacea; Stolidobranchia; Styelidae
Source: RefSeq, a predicted model, not a curated record
AUGUCUACAGCCGAGACGAGAUUCUACGCUGAAAAUGCAGAUAAUCCAAAUAGAAGUAAUGCUUUGUCCUCGAAUAACAAUAUUUAUGAAACGCCAUCCGUUCAGCAGCAAAAGCACAAAGACUCGGAGGAAUUCAACUUCAAGCUCAAUGAACAGCAGAUUCAAUUAAAUCAAUGUAUUGAAGAUGUAUCAAGUCUGAAUAGAUCUCAUCGACAAAUCAUGAAAUUAGUUAUACAAGGUUUUCCGAAAGAUUGCACAACUGUAAAUCGUAAAUAUGCGAAAAUUAGUAACACCACCGGUGGAGUCUUUGAUAUAUAUCCGGAACUAAGAGACGAACCGGUCGAAGUUUACUGCGAUCUUGUCACAGAUGGAGGCGGCUGGAUCGUGUUUCAAAGACGAAUGGAUGGGACAGAAGACUUCUACAGAGAGUGGAACGACUAUGUUGAUGGAUUUGGGGGUAAAGAUAAAGAAAUGUGGUUAGGCUUGGAAACAAUCCAUCAACUCACUAAAAGCAGAAGUUACGAACUAAGAGUCGAUUUGGAAGAUUUCAGUGGAAACACUGCUUAUGCUAAAUAUGGGACGUUCUCUAUCGCAUCUGCAAGCAAAAACUAUAAAUUGUUAGUUGGAGAAUAUAAUGGAACAGCUGGAGAUUCAUUGACGUAUCAUAACAAUAUGCAGUUUAGUACGAAAGAUUCUGAUAAUGAUGGGUCUUCGGGCAGCUGUGCAAAGUCAUACAAAGGAGGCUGGUGGUACAGUGGUUGCCAUGCCUCAAAUCUGAACGGCGUGUAUGGGCAAUCUUUAUGGGAUGAUAAAUCGGUUACUUGGUUUGAAUUCAGAAAAUUCCAAGCCCUCAAGUUCACAGAGAUGAAGUUCAGACAAAAAAUAAACUGA